AUGGGGUGGAACCUGGACCAUGCCGAGUCAGAGAGGGCAUUCCGCAGCACCCCAAUGGGGUGCCCUGGGGUGGCGUGCACCCCAGGGUUCUUCUGCCCACCACCCUGUGUCUACCUGCACGGGCCUGGCUGGAGGAGACACCAGGGGCCCGAUGGGGGGCCCGUGGCUGUGGUGGCCUGCAUGGGGAUCCUGCAGGAGGGGGCGGCAGCUGCGGGGCCGCGAUGCGAGGAGGCGCAGAGAAUACCGCUGCAGCAGCAGCACGCGGGGAUGAGUUUCGGCUGUGCCAAGACCCUGUUCGUGUCGGACCAGGACAAGAGGAAGCACUUCCGUCUGGAGCUCACACUGGGGUUGGUGGACGGGCAGGAGAUCGGUUCCUUCCUCAGCCGAACCAUCAAAGUUAUCUCCAAGCCAUCGAAGAAGAAGCAAUCGAUCAAGAACGCUGAGCUCUGUAUCCCGUCGGGAUCACGCGUGGCACUGUUCAACCGCCUGCGCUCGCAGACUGUGAGCACGCGCUACCUGCACACACAGGGGGGCGGCUUCGUCGCCAGCGGGCAGCAGUGGGGCGCCUUCACCCUGCACCUGGUGGAGGACUCGAGGCCUAUGCAAGGAGGCUUCUCGCUGCGUGAUGGCUUCGUACGCUACGGGGCGAGUGUGCGGCUCGUGUGCCCAGAGAGUGGCCUGGCACUGCCCACCAUGGUGAUUCGGAAGGUGGAGAAGCAGAGUGCCCUGCUGGCCGUGGAUGAGCCGGUGUCCCAGCUGCACAAGUGCGCGCUACUCGUGAAGGGCAGCGCCAGUGCCUACCUGUGCCUCUCCAACGACCGCAUCGUCCUCUACCGGGCCUCUCCGUGCACCCGCGACCCGGCACGGGAGCUGCUGGGCGACGGAGCCUGCUGGACCAUCAUCGGCACGGAGCGCGUGGAGCACAGCUUCUUGCAGCCCGCUGGGGUGGUGGGGCCGGGGGGGGGCGGCCCCCCACCCCCGCAGCUGGGGCCAGUCACCCCCAUCCCGAGCAUCACCGGCUUAGAGCUGCAUGGUGGGGGUGACGUGGCCACGCUGGAGCUGACCGGGGAGCACCUGGAGCCCGGCCUCAAGGUGUGGUUCGGCGCAGUGGAGGCUGAAACACUCUACAGGCCGCCGCGGGGCCUCCUGUGCGCGGUCCCCGACGUGUCGGCCCACGGCGGCGAGUGGCGCUGGGCCCUCCAGCCCACGCGGGUCCCCCUCACGCUGGGGCGCCCCGACGGCCUCCUGUACCCAACAGCCUACAGCUUCUGCUACACACCGGAGCCUGCGUGGGCCCUGCCGGCGGCUUCUUCGCUCGACGGCGGCCCUCCGCCCACGGCGGAGCCCGCCCUGAGCCACGCGUCGAUGUUGCCACCAUCUUUGUCCUCCUCGUUUUCGUCGUUGUUCGCCUCCUCUGGGGGGCUGGGGGUCGUGGAGGCAGCAGCAGCAUCAGGAGGAGGAGAUACGAUCCUGAGCUCCAUUCACCAGGAGUUCACGAGAUGCGGACUUCAUCUGCUCGCUCAGAGCUAGAGAUGCAGACUUCGUCUGCUCGCUCAUGCGCUGACACAUUGGGAAAAACGUCUCGAACAAAUUCAUAAAAAUCCUGAAGAAAAAAAAAUGUGCAAGAAAAAUAUAUUUUUUAAGAUGUGAAUUUCCCCCGAAGAUGAGGCUGUAAACUUUAAAACUGGAACCCCUACACAGCCACCACGGCCACUACGGCUUAACCAAACACAAAGACCCCCUCCCCCCCUGUAGCCUGUAACAGACUCUUGGGGUAAGUGCUGUUAGUGAGCACCUAUGGAGGCCGGCAUGGCACACGAGGGGGUGGGUGGCCAGCACCACACCCCGCCGCCUUUGUCUCCCCAGUCGCGAUAUUUACACACCGCACCAGGUACUUUUUCAGAAUCAGAAUAUGUAUUUCUAUUGGCGGAAUCCGAUGAGCUACAAAGCUCUUUUUCACAGAUGUCCAGUAGGGGCACGGGGUAAAAACAAACAGUACAAAAACACGAUAGUAGUGCAUUGUACGAGAAUGGCAAACAAAUCACACAAAAAGAAACAAAGAAAACUAGACCAUCCACAUCCUACCAGGAAAAACACAUUGGGGAAUUAAUUGAGGCUGAGUCGACCUAGGGGAGCCCCAGGACCGGUUCAGAUAAUCGUCACUUGUGUUGGCCGCGAGCGGGAAUCGAACUCGGGGGUCCGCGGGAUCGUAGCGCAGCGCAGCACGAACCGCUACGACGCUACCAGCUCCCUGAACCACAAUUCCAUUCACAAUCACGAUGGCAGCGUUACGUGGGGGUCAGGAUCUGGAUGCCAAUGUCGAAGUCUGCUGCUGAUGCUAUUGACACGACGAGAGAGGGCAGAGAGAGACUUCAUGUGUUGUUGAAGUAGGUGAUCUAAAACAACAACCGUGUUGAGUCUGUUGCAGAAACUGUGGCUCAAACUCAGGAAUGGAUCCCGAACGUGAUCUUGGUAGCGGUGAUCCAGUGUCUUUGGGCCGGAAGCCGUCUCGUGUUUACAGGAGAGGGUACAGCACAGCAAGUGGGAGGUCGUCGCGAGCCCGCGGGUUGUCAUCGGGAGUCGAUUGGGGUCCGUUGAAGCCGGUACACCAAUGAUCAGCGAGAUAGGACGGAGCAGAUCGAUGGGGGCUCUUGAGAAGACGAGUAGGAGGCGCGAUGACGUCUGCGUCUCGAACAAGGUGCUUACUUAACGACAAUCAUCAAUAGUUAUUAUCGAUAGUUAAUCGUCAUAAUUGAUAGUAGACCAAUGAUGUACGUGGGGCCGUUCGUGCGAACUGCAUCCCGGAGUGCUCGGAGGGAGUUUGCAGCGCGCGCAGUUUUCGCAGGGCGGUGCAGGGAGCCGUAGGCAGCGGAGUGGAAGGCGGCCAGCCAGAAUGGACGCCGCCAAGAAUUAGCCCGAGCUCUGUGGUCCUAUAUUUAGAUAUUUGGCCAGGAAUGUUUUAUGCUGGUACGAUGUUAAACUUACAAUGGGUGGUUUAUUUUUUGCAAAUCUUUAGAUGAGAUGUAUAACUUUUAUUUGUUUCAACCAGUGGUUCUUCACCUGAAGUGCACGCGUCCCCUGGGGGUGCGAGAUGCUCUUUCUGGUGGGCGUGUGAGAUGUGGCCAAAUUUCUUUUUUAGAAGGUAAAUCAUCGAAAACACAAAUUAAGCAUCGGACACGUUAAGUAACAGACUUUGUUCCAUCAAACCCUAUGUGGUUUAUGAACAUUACAUAUUUUUUUUCAAAGAUUGAGAACCAAAGGAGUCAAUAGGCAGCGGUAAAAGGUUGAGAUACCGCUGGGUUUAAAUCGCAUUUGCUGCUUACUCUUAGAGUGAGAAAGGGGAAGAUGAUACUUGGAGAUACUUGGAGAGGCCGCUGACCCCCGUAUAUUUUUGAACUAGAAGGAAAACCGCGUUGCCGAUUAAUCACCAAAAAAUAUGACGAUCGGUUUGUAUGUGUAACGGCUUAAAUACUGCAGGAGACGAGUUGCCGGAGGCAGCACGUAUUUAUUUAUAACACCCUACAGAACAGUCAUCUAUACAGCCUAGGAACACAGCCUACGGCUACGCGUGCCUGACACCGGCUACGCUCUCAGGUCCUCCGGCUAUGUCCUUCCUAGAGGAGGCCAUCUGACCCGACCUAGCCAGGGUACGUGUCCCAACCACUGGCUCAUCAAACCCGGCCCUGAUAAGGACGUCGGGCCGUGAGUACCCAGGGUCUCACCACUGAGCCACACAGAGUCCCGGCCCUGAUAAGGGCAGCGGGGCUAGGGGUCCCAGGGUCCUAUGUAGCUUACUCCGUCUUCAUUCUUCACUGGCUUCAACGACUCCCGAGCGCUCAUGCGCAUCGCCUUAUAUAGCCCUCUGCUCCCCGAGGGGCGGGGCUAGUGCGGACGUCGGUGUAGCCACCCAUGUGCGGACCGUGAUGUAGACACUGGCUACGCGAUGGCUCGCUACAUCCCGGUACGUACCACCUCUACACAUGUGUAAUGACAGGGUGACAUCUGUCGGCCUGGAGUGGUAAUUGCGGUUAUGGGUGCAUUACGUAAUGCCUUAUUAUAAGGGGGCGUAUCUGGGGUAAAGGUGAAAGGCGGAGUCAGUCUAGAAACUCCGGGAACUGGCUCGAGGGUUCUGGAAGGGGGCGUGGCCAGAGGCCGUGCCGGGGGCAGAUAUACGGAGGACCGAACCAGAGGUUCGGGGCUGCCCAGCAUCAUUUCUUCGUUCACCGACCACAUGGCUGAUCUGCUGCAAGACCCUCUUCGCUGCUGUCGCUACGCUAGUCUGACAGCUGCGUAGAUGUAUGCCGGCGAUGGGGCUGUGAGUAUUAGGAUCGCCUAUGUGUAGCUGUGUUACAUAAUGUAUCUCCCAGUGUGCUCUUCAUAAAUAAGAAGCCUUCUACUCGGCGUGUCUCGGAAGUCGCUCACUACACAUGUAUAAUAUAGGUUUUUCUUUUCUUGGGUUAGAUUGCAUAAAUAUAAAUGUGUCGUUAAACCCGCGACAACUUGUAACGAAUUGGCGUGUUCUGUUUACGUGACAAACCUUACUAAUAUGACGGCUGUGUCGGUUGGUGGCGGGUUUUAACAAUACAUUUAUAUUUACGCGAUCUAAACAAACCCCCCCCCCCCCCCCCCAUAUUAUGGAUGAUAUUGGUCGCGAAAGCCUCCUAAUACGUGUUAAACUGGUUUACAUGUUAAUUGUCCCUCUGAUUUAGA
Molecule: messenger RNA, 4710 nt
Organism: Lethenteron reissneri (Far Eastern brook lamprey)
Lineage: Eukaryota; Metazoa; Chordata; Hyperoartia; Petromyzontiformes; Petromyzontidae
Product: recombining binding protein suppressor of hairless-like protein
Biological process (GO): regulation of transcription by RNA polymerase II
Cellular component (GO): nucleus
Molecular function (GO): RNA polymerase II cis-regulatory region sequence-specific DNA binding; DNA-binding transcription activator activity, RNA polymerase II-specific
Source: RefSeq, a predicted model, not a curated record